UAUUUAUUUGUGCUUCCAGAUGACCACUCAAGAGUUGUUUUGGAAAAUACCCCUGACAAACCACAUUUAGAUUAUAUAAAUGCCAACUUUUUAGACGGUUAUGGUCAUAAUCGGAAAUACAUAGCUUCACAAGGUCCCACGACACAUAUGAUAAAUGAUUUUGUUAGAAUGAUUAUGGAGAAGAAAUGUGAUAAAGUUGUUAUGGUCACUAAAGAUUAUGAAAUGGGAAAGAUUAAAUGUUUAAUAUACUGGCCUGAUGAAAAGCCUAUAACUAAAGGUGAUAUCACAUUGACACUGAAGAAACAAAAGAUAAGAGCUAACUAUACUAUAAGAACCAUUCUAAUGACAGAGGUAGGUAAUAUUUUGCAGGGAGAUUCAAGUCAUACAUUUACUCAGUUCCAUUAUGAGACUUGGCCAGAUCAUGAUGUUCCUGAUGUCGACGACAUGUUGGAUUUUUUAUAUGAAGUUAACAAACAUCAACCACAAUCAACUGCUCCCCAAGUAGUACACUGCAGUGCUGGUGUAGGUAGGACAGGUACCUAUAUAGCUGUAGAUUAUUGUUUAGAACAAUAUAAAGACACUGGCUCUGUAGAUAUCAUGGCAUGCAUCAAGAAGCUGCGGAACCAAAGAAGAGGAAUGGUUCAAACAUUCGCACAACUUCAGUUUAUCUUUGAAGCUUUACUGGAGGGAUUGAAGAAAGGUGAUACCUGUAUGUAUUCAGAUAUGUUUCUCAGUGAAUAUGAGUCCAAGAUGAAAGUUAAUUCUACAGCACUAUCUACACAAUUUGAACAUCUGAAGAGCAUUGAAGUAGAACCAGGUGAAUUUCGUAAAGUUAUGCAUGUACAAACUUAA
This is a messenger RNA of Lottia gigantea (owl limpet), 852 nucleotides long. RefSeq lists its product as hypothetical. The record is from RefSeq and is a predicted model, not a curated record. The annotation marks the transcript as partial. The transcript has 7 exons. Gene Ontology annotation, molecular function: protein tyrosine phosphatase activity. NCBI's taxonomy places the organism in Eukaryota, Metazoa, Mollusca, Gastropoda, Lottiidae. Gene Ontology annotation, biological process: protein dephosphorylation.